Molecule: messenger RNA, 2926 nt
Organism: Tribolium madens (black flour beetle)
Lineage: Eukaryota; Metazoa; Arthropoda; Insecta; Coleoptera; Tenebrionidae
Exons: 3
Coding region: 246-764 (172 amino acids)
Source: RefSeq, a predicted model, not a curated record
AAGAAAAAAGGGGGCGCGAAUUAGAAAAAAUAGCAUAAAAUACUCGUUUUAUAAUGGCAUUGGCGAACUCAUCCCGGCUCGUUUUCUAACUUGGGAUUCGUGUUGCCAGUGAUUUUCUAGGGAGAUUUCAUUUCUUAUUCUGUACUGUUUUGUGGUUGUAAGUACUGCACUUGCGCACUGGACCUAAUGUUGUUUAUAUUUUUGUUUUUCUUUAUCAACAAUAAUUUCUGUAACUGUUGAACAAUAUGGAUUGUUGUUACACUGGUGCCGAGCCUUUACCUGCACUAACACGUGCAUUACAAGAAAUUCGUUUAAUCCAAAGAAGGAGACUGAAAACCAAAAUGACUUCCGUUACAAUUGGAGAUGGUGAAGCAACUAUAAUUAGUCUCCAUAAUAUCUCCAAAACAUAUACUGGGACUGUACGCAUUGUGAAGUUUGAAGAUAACUAUCACGUUCAAGUAAAUUCCAAUGGCAAGAACUUGCUACUAAUUCCAUGUGGGCAAAUAGUAAGUUGCAGCAUGGUGAAGACUGUCGUUACCUUACACUUACACGAGGAUUUUUUGUGGGAAAAAUGUAUUUUAAACUUUCAUAGUGAAGAACAGGCUGAUGUCUUCAAAUUGAAAUUGCCACCUAUUGAGAGACCCGAGUACCAGAAUUCGACUGAAAACUCUGAUACAGAUUUUGAAGAUUCCGGCAAUGAAAAAACCGAAAUAAUGAAAGAUAACUCAUUCAACAACUCAUCAAUAGAUGAGUCAGAACAUUAAAAAAAAAUUUGUUAAUUUAAUUUUCAUUAAUACAGUCUAUUUUUUUUGCAAUAUCAUCUAGAUGAACCCAAUUCAAUAAUAAAUACAGUUUUUACAUAGGAUGUUUUACCAUCUCGGAAAAAUUUCGCUUCGCUCCUGAAGUGGCCCAAUAGAAAAACCAGGUGAUUCCGAAGGCUCUUUAAUAUGUUUUAAAAACAAGAGGAUCUUUAAAAACAUGAUGUGUGCUGAAGAGGCCUUACUAGUAGUUAUAAAAUUCGGAAAAUUAUCCAAAAGACAGAAAUUUGCAAAAUCAGGUCUCAAAUGCAUUAUUUUUGUUUUGUUUGGAGCGUUUUUCUUUGAGAAGUUUACUGAAUUUGGAAGGUAGAAAAUUGCAAAAUUUGGUUACAAACUCAUUUUGUGCAAAGGCUUAGUUGGGAAGAAAUAAAAGCCCGAUUUGGGUUAUUGUUACAUUUUUAUUUUUGACAUUUGAGUGUUUUACUCGUAUAAGUGUAAAUUAAUAAAUAUUUGUAUAUUAUAAAAACAUAAUAUUUACAGAAAGAAAUAUUAGUGUUGUAACAUCAUAUUAAAUAACAUAAUGCAAUUCGUAGGCAAUAGGUAGUAAAAAGGUCUCGUUUUCUUUUAUAAAACGCGAAAGAAUUACACUGAAAUAUCCACAAUAGGAAAAAUAUGAAUAUGAAUCAAAUUUACGAUCGAUUCCAUCGAUAGUCAACACACUAUGUAUAAAAAACAAAAUCUAAGCUAGUGUUUUCCAUACAAACAAACAAUUUACAAAUAUAUUUCAAGCAAAGAGUUUUCUUCUUAGUGACUUAAAAAAUGCGGUGGAAUCCAACACUGAUUCAACCAUUGAUGAAUUUUAUUAAAAUAAGAAUUUAGUGAGAAAUCAUCGACAACACAACCAAUGUUGGUCCACCAAAAACAGCCCUGCAUUUUUUCAUCUAAUCUAUUUAAAUAUAAAUACAACUGGAAUGACACUAAUAAUAAAUUUUAUUGUUGUUUCCAUGGACUCGUUUUAGUACUUUCAAAUAGAACGAAAUGAAAGCGGUCGUAUUCAACAAAUUGGCACAGAAAAAGCCGACUUGAAACAAAAAAGGCACAUAAUACUUAAAAAGAAAAAUACAGAGAAAUUGCAAUAAUACAUCAUGUUGGUAAAAAGGUGAUUUAUCUAAUAUCUCAGACGCUGCAUCGAACUAAAAAUACACUUCUGGUGUAGCCAACCGACAUAAAAAAAAAUAAUAACAUUUAAUAAAGCGUUAACAAAAAAUUAAUAAAUGAUUAGAUGACUAAUUAACAACGAACUAGACUUAAAUGACAAGUGGCAUGUCUUUCUUAUUAGGUAAAUUAACCUUUUUGCCUUGCCAAAGCGAAUUAUGAAUCGUGAAAGCAUCUAUGGUCACCGUCAAAUGUUUCGUAUGGACUUGCGAAAAACAUUUGCCUCCUGAGUUGUACCUAAAACAAAAAUAGUAUAUUACAUGCGACGUGGUAAUUACCACCGAAGUUUAUAUGCUAUUUUAUCCACAAUCACAUUUCAUUUUAAUAGUAUGCGUUGAUUGACAGAAAUAUAAAGUAUAGGAGAAAAUCAGCCGUCAAUAGAUGGUACUAAUAUCAUUAUGUUUUCCCCAUUUGAAUAGUUUGCAGUUGAUGUGCCAGAUGUCUCUUUUACUAAUUUUGGCGGGUAGCUUAGACGACGGUGCGGCGACGUUUUGGCGGGGUUUUGACGGAAUUUUGUGACAACUUAAAAAUCUUAUUUAAUCUGUCACGUAAUGUCUUUUAAGAUCAUUUUUUAUUUAAAAUAAUAAUGCCAAAAGUUGAAAUCUUCAUUUUAGAAAGUAAUGCAUCGAAAUAGAUCCUCCCACAUAGUUUCUGCAAUAAACUACGGAGCAAAAACGCUUGCAAAUAAUCAUAUUUAUCAAAUUGACAUUUGGAUAGUUCCAAGCUUGACACCAGAGGUCAGCUACUUUGCUGAUUUUCUCCUAUCCAAUAGGCCAAAAUCGUGAACUUGUCACAAUGGUAAAUUCCGAUAGAUGACAUCUCUAGACUCAUUUGACAAAAAUUAUAUAAUUUCAAGUCCAUUUAGAUCAACAAAGCGAUUUAAAAGUAGGUGAUACUCAUGAUUUUGAUUUAAAAAUGUUCCAGGUGCAAUAUAAUAAAUUUAUCUUAUACAU